CAGUCUUCGCAAAUCACAAGACUAUUCAACGGUUCGACCCAUCGUCCACCUUUCUCUCCCAACGAGUUGACCCCUCAAAGAUAAUCGUCAACAACUGAUCAAUUAUGGCUGCCACUAACCCUCUUCCUUUAUCUUCCCCUCAAAUUUAGUCAUCCUCCGUUUCCCUUCAUCGGAAUCCACCGUCAAAUCCAAUUCCCUUCCACACCUUCUUUCUCGAUUUCACAAACUCUAUGGACCAUUCACGUUCUGCUCACGCUUCAGCUGACGGAAGCAUUAGGAUGAUGCAAACUCAUGGCGGAAAGUAUGUACAGUAUAACGUCUAUGGGAACCUUUUUGAGGUUAGUAAGAAGUACGUUCCACCUAUUCGACCCGUCGGUCGUGGCGCCUAUGGCAUUGUCUGUGCUGCUGGGAACUCAGAGACAGGUGAACAAGUAGCAAUCAAAAAGAUUGGAAAUGCAUUUGACAAUAGAAUAGAUGCUAAAAGGACCUUGCGAGAAAUAAAGCUUCUUUGUCACAUGGAUCAUGAAAAUAUUAUUGCAAUCAAAGAAAUUAUACAGCCUCCACUGAAGGAAAAUUUCAACGAUGUUUACAUUGUCUACGAGUUGAUGGACACUGAUCUACACCAUAUUAUUUCCUCCAGUCAGCCAUUAACUGAUGAUCAUUGUCGGUACUUCCUUUAUCAAAUCUUACGAGGACUCAAGUAUGUUCAUUCAGCAAACGUGUUGCAUCGCGAUCUGAAACCGAGCAAUCUUUUCCUAAACGCAAGUUGUGACCUGAAGAUUGGAGACUUUGGUCUUGCGAGAACAACAUCCGAAACAGAUUUCAUGACAGAGUAUGUGGUCACUCGCUGGUACAGAGCUCCGGAGCUUCUUCUUAAUUGCUCGGAGUAUACUGGUGCUAUCGACAUCUGGUCAGUUGGUUGCAUACUUGGUGAAAUUGUGACCAGAAAGCCCCUCUUCCCUGGCAGAGACUAUGUUCAUCAACUCAAACUUAUAACUGAGCUUAUAGGUACACCCGAUGAUGAUAGCCUCGGUUUCCUCCGAAGUGAUAAUGCAAGAAGAUAUGUUAGACAGCUUCCUCAGUACCCGAGGCAGCAAUUCUCUGUUAAAUUCCCUAAUAUGUCCCCAGGUGCGGUGAAUUUGCUCGAGAAGAUGUUGGUCUUUGACCCAAACAAACGUAUAACAGUUGACGAGGCACUUUGUCAUCCAUACUUGGCACCUCUUCAUGAUAUAAAUGAAGAGCCUGUUUGCAGUCAACCAUUUGUUUUCGAUUUUGAGCAGCCUUCGUUUACAGAAGAGAAUAUUAAGGAGCUCAUAUGGAGGGAAACCUUGAGGUUCAAUCCAGAUCGUCGUCAGUAAUAAUACUAAUAACACUUGUUGUUGUUAGUUUGUGUUGUUGUUGAGUGAGGUUGUGAUUUAGAUGUUUCUUCUAAGUUAGUAACGGGGACACCUUUUUUAUGUCAAAGUAUCUCAUCUAUCAAUUUAUUUCUUGUUCAAAGUGUUUCUAAUUGAGACCCAUAUUCAAAAAGUUAAGUUACUGAUGAGAUGGUUGGAUAAUCCCACUAAUGAUGUAUGCUUAUUUGUUGUUGUAAAGUUGUUGUGUAAUAAAUAUUGUAUUAAAGACUAUUUUAAAAUAUAAAGUAUUAAGGUAUU
This is a messenger RNA of Impatiens glandulifera, 1652 nucleotides long. Its product is annotated as mitogen-activated protein kinase homolog MMK2-like. The coding region runs from base 231 to 1358 and encodes 375 amino acids. Gene Ontology annotation, cellular component: nucleus; cytoplasm. Gene Ontology annotation, molecular function: ATP binding; MAP kinase activity. The transcript has 6 exons. The record is from RefSeq and is a predicted model, not a curated record. NCBI's taxonomy places the organism in Eukaryota, Viridiplantae, Streptophyta, Magnoliopsida, Ericales, Balsaminaceae. Gene Ontology annotation, biological process: intracellular signal transduction; protein phosphorylation.